GUUACAUUUGCUUAUUGUCAAAUGGUUGUGUCAAAUUUUUUUUAUUUUGUGAGACGGUUCUAGUUCCUUGUUGAGUGCAGUUGCGUAAACAUUCAUUUCUUCAAUCAUAAUGUCACAGUUCUCUAAGUUGUUGCUGAUAAUUGCUGCUGUUAAUAUCAUAGAAGUUAUACCUAUACAGUUACAAGAAGGAGAGGAAUUGAAACAGAAUGAUAUAGAAGAAUCACAACUGAACGAAUGUUUGUCAGUUAGAAGAGGUUCUGAAGUCGGUGUAUGCUUCGGAAAAGAGAUACUGCACAAACUCACCAAGUUCAAUGAAGACGAUUCUUUUAGUCUGGCUAACGGUGUCUCAUUUGUCAGAGAUGAGAAAACACCAAGAGAUAUUGAAGGAUUCCUCGACAGAGAUCCUAUGGAUUUUCGCACGAUGAUGGAGGAUGCCGGCAACCUGAUCUCAAAGAGGUCACUGCACUGGGAUUUGAGUACGUUGUACCCGGGACUAGUGAUGAGAAUUGGUCCAACAUUGGCCAAUGGGGUACUGGAGUUUGUGAUGGAUCCUAGGAUAAAGGAUAGAACUUACCACCAACAGCCGCAUACAGAAAUGUCUACAGGGCGCCUUUUAGCAAGGAAUCUUCUUGUACCAUUCCUACUUGGAUUCAAAUUUCAACUUUCUACAUUAUUGCCGUUGGUGUUAGGACUGCUUUUGCUUGCGAGUAAAAAAGCAUUUGUACUCGCAAAAUUGGCUCUGCUGGCAGUGACAGUAUUCAGCGGUGGUUCAAGUUUAGGCAGCUAUGGCAGCUCUUAUGGCGGUUUCAGUGGACCAUCUCUUUCUUCUUACACGAGCUAUGAUUCUCCACAUCAUCAUGAUCAUCACGAUCAUCAUUCUUCAGGUUAUUAUCACAGAAGACCACAUCAUGCUGAAUAUUAUUAUAGAGAGAAAUCUUCUGAGCAGCAGUCGACUGCCACGCCAAUUACUCCAGAUGAGCUAAGAGACAGAUUAGAAAGGUUAUUUGUAACCAAAAAGGAAAUAAAUGAUCCUGUUGACGACGGUAAAAUCAGAAACGCUCGGAAUUUCGCAUGGACUCCGAUAAAUACCGGUUAAUCUUUUCUUUAAUAUUAUCUAAAACAAAUAUCAACACAAAACGCUGUCUUAAAUAGGGUUCUAUCACAUGAUAUUUUGUAGUAGCACAUGCUACUACAAAGAAAACGUCAUAUCAUUAACGUUUUGUAGUUAACCAUAAAAGAGCGGCAAUUUUAAAGUCAUUUUCUAUUUUAGCACUUAUUUAGUUAUUUAUUUGACUGCCACCUUCUAUAAAUUAAAAGUUAUUUCCUGAAACGGGUGCUUCUAUUUAAAGUAGGCAUAACCGUAAUCCCUAUUUUUCUUUAACCUUACUUAACUAUGACAAAUUUGUUGAAUUGUAUCUUUGACUUACUAACUAAAUGAGUUAUUACUAAAUUAUUAUAGAUAUAGACGCAUGAUACGCUUGCAGUCAAAGGCCUAUACAGAGAAAAUAAUAUUUACAAGGAAUAUGGAUUAUCAGAUUUUUCUAAAUAUGUAUUAUAUUCAAAAUGAGUUUUGUAUUUUAUUUAACGUAUCUGUAAUACGUCUAAAUCACCAGUAGUUAUGUAUUGUCUGAUUCAUUUGAUUAUUUAUUCUGAAAUAUUGUUACCAUAAUUAUUUACCUACUAUUUUUCAUUAUUGUGAUUGAACUAAGAAAUUUUACUUGGACGUUAUUUCUUCUAGUCAAACUAUAAUUUCUUUUCAUUGAGCACAAACUUGCCUUUUGUUUUUAUAUAUACUGCAUGCACCAACAUCUUCAUGAAAACAAAUUAAAUUAAAUUAAAACAA
This is a messenger RNA of Chilo suppressalis (striped riceborer), 1843 nucleotides long. The record is from the annotation of a GenBank genome assembly. NCBI's taxonomy places the organism in Eukaryota, Metazoa, Arthropoda, Insecta, Lepidoptera, Crambidae.